Molecule: messenger RNA, 2272 nt
Organism: Parastagonospora nodorum SN15
Lineage: Eukaryota; Fungi; Ascomycota; Dothideomycetes; Pleosporales; Phaeosphaeriaceae
Exons: 4
Coding region: 1-2271 (756 amino acids)
Biological process (GO): magnesium ion homeostasis
Cellular component (GO): intracellular membrane-bounded organelle
Source: RefSeq, a predicted model, not a curated record
AUGGCCUCUGCCAUCAGCGCCGCUCGCUCGCGCCCCGGCGCCGCCAAUGGCUUCUCGUCGCCCGGCGUUGCACGCGUCAACAUGCUGCUGGUCUUCGUCUUCCACGCCUUUGCGCCCAUCGUCAAGGCGCUGCCCCUGCCCUUGGGCGGCCUCGUCCACGCGCUCGGUGAAGAGGCGCACCCAAAGAACGAUGCCAGCCUCGUGCUGUACUUGGGCAUCGCAAUUGCGCUUGUCCUGGCGGGUGGUGUUUUUGCGGGCUUGACCAUUGCGCUCAUGGGCCAGGACGAAAUCUACCUCCAGGUCCUUGCCCAGUCUGGCGAGCCGCACGAGCGCAAGAACGCGGCCCGCGUGCUGCGACUGCUGAAGCGCGGCAAGCACUGGGUCCUGGUGACGCUCCUCCUCAGCAACGUCAUCACCAACGAGACGCUGCCCAUUGUGCUCGACCGCUCGCUGGGGGGAGGCUGGCCGGCCGUUGUUAGCUCCACGGUCCUCAUUGUCAUCUUCGGUGAAGUCGUGCCUCAGUCGAUAUGCGUCCGCUACGGACUGCCCAUCGGCGCCUGGAUGUCGCCCCUCGUCCUCGUGCUCAUGUACAUCAUGGGCAUCGCCGCCUGGCCCACUGCGAAGCUCCUCGAUUACCUCCUCGGCGAAGACCACGGCACCCAUAUACAAGAAGACGGGCCUCAAGACUCGCUCGGUCACGCCGAAGAACGUCUCAACGAGGACGAGGUCACAAUCAUUACCGCUGUGCUGGACCUGAAGGCCAAGGCCGUGGGCAACAUCAUGACACCCAUGAAGGACGUCUUCACCAUGUCGUCCGAUACCAUCUUGGACGAGAAGAUGAUGGACAACAUCCUUUCUGCGGGGUACUCGCGCAUUCCUAUCCACAAUCCCGGCAACAAGAACGACUUCGUCGGCAUGCUGCUUGUCAAGAUGCUCAUCACCUACGAUCCCGAGGACGCCUUGCGUGUACGCGACUUCGCCCUCGCCACGCUCCCCGAAACCCGUCCCGAGACCAGCUGUCUAGAUAUCCUCAACUUCUUCCAGGAAGGCAAGUCGCACAUGGUACUCGUGUCCGACUUCCCAGCCGAGUCCCGCGGCGCUGUCGGUGUUGUCACACUGGAGGACGUCAUCGAGGAACUCAUUGGAGAGGAAAUCAUUGACGAGUCCGACGUCUUCAUUGACGUCCACAAAGCCAUCCGCCGCAUGGCCCCGGCUCCUCGCGCACGCGUGCCCCGGGGCAAGGUCAUCACCGACGUCCCUCGCAAAGCAUCCGAACAACCGCUCAUCGACGUCGAAGAGGAGGCUCAGCCCAAUGGUCAUGCGCCACGCAAGCUGUCCCUGCCAGAGACUUCUGAGAACCCUCCAUUGACUUCGUUUCUAGUACGACGCCGUAGCAGCGGAAACAAAGGGGCAGAGCCUCUUCGCAGCGAUGACCCCGAGGUCUACCGUCACCUGAAGCACCUCGGACCGUCCAAUGCCGCCAGCAGGCCCAAGUCAACGCGCAUCAACACCGUCAAGAUCAAGCCCUCAACCGCCGCUGCAAUUCCCCAGACCAUUCCCGAAUACGAACGUCCAGCCAUACCCGAUCGAUCAUCACUGGGGUCGUCUUCAGGCGUGGUGCUACCGGAAUCAAAGGGACUACAAGGCGGUGUAGGGGAAGGACUACUUGCUUCAGCCGGGCGUGAGGCCAGCGAUGGUGUUCAUAGCGUGGCAGUGGGAUACGGUACCAUGGCACCAGGUGGCGAUCGCAUGUCCUGGAAAUCCGGUCGCUCUGGCUUGAGAGACGCAGAGGAAGAGCCACGCUCGCCAAAGUCCAACGCUAAUGGAGGCGACUAUUUGGUUGUCGACAACUCAAAGCAACACGACGAGGACGAGGACGAGGACGACAACCACAACCAUGACUCGAGAUCCCGCGCAAGAUCAGUCAGCACAAUCGCUUCCCUACGCUCUGCACGCUCGCGGUCAAAGAGUCCCCCGAAGAAACGCCACACCGCUCGCAGCGGCAGCAUCUCCGAGAAUGUUGUCGACGUGAACGGCGUCAAGAAGAUUGUCUUGGAGACCACAAGUUCGAGUGAUUCCGAUGACAAGGUUAUCCUACUUAGCCCUACUGACGGUGCGCAAGACGAUUCCAAGGGUCACUCGGACGCAGAUUCAGCGAAUCCUGGCAGCCAAGCGGGAGGAAGCAAAAAGAAGAGGAAGAAGCGAGGUAAGAAGAAGAAGGGCAAUGCGGGAGACGGCAGCGAAUCCCAGCCCUUGCUUGGAGAACGAUGAU